UGGCUGUGUGACGUAGCUACUCGUGUCAGCUUCCUGUUUACCGCCUGGUGUACCUUCAGACUGUAGUACACAUAUUGCAACACCACUGCUGGAGCUUUCAUCCACAACAACAUAUGCACCACUGCGGACACGCAGCCACACGACUGACUAUUGUAGAGCUUUAAUCCGUUUAUCGCCAUCGCCGUGGUUACUAAGGAGACAUGAAGACGUAACAUUGGGGGAACGUGAGCAGGCCCUUGAAGGAUCCUGAAGAUUUUCUGACUCCAGCGGACCAGAGUUCAGCGAGCUGGUGCUGAGAAUCGGCAAUCGCUUAUGUCAAAAACGCAAACAAAACAGUGGUGAUGAUCAAGGAGGAAUACAGAGGUCUGAAAAUGAGUAGCUAUACGGGUAGUUAGAGUUAGCGCAAACCCUCAACCUAAGUCUGGAAAGCUGAACUAGCCGUUUAGCUUGUUGUGCUAACUCCGAUAGCAGCAGCCGUGGUGUCAGCGGCUGCCUGUGCGGGCUGGCCGACGGCUUGUGUUCAGAGAGUGGAACAGCUCGCCGGUGCCCUGAAUUCAGGAAGACUCCCCGGCUCCGGCCCCCUCAAGCGGGCAGUCAGGAAGAAGCUGGCUGGGAAGGGAUGGCCUGUUCGGCCUUCCCGUUCCAAAGGACAAGGCUCUGCGGUGUUUGAAGGAGGUCGAGUUCGGCUAGAGGCCACCACCGCGGGUCGAGGCGCUAUGAUGGCCGCCCUCCCCUCCUCGGUCGGCGGCUACCCAACCUCCGGUCUGUCGGUCAGAAAAAGCGAGGAAAUAGCGGAUUUGAUAGAUCUGUUUUCUAAGAUGCAGUACAGAGCAAAGGAAGUUACUCCUCAGGUGGAGGCAAUAGAGAAGCGCUGUCUGGAGCUAUUUGCCAGAGAUUACAAGUACAGCAUCAUCCACAACUCCAAUGGAGAAGUGUGUGGCCAUUACCCCCGGCAGAUAGUGUUCCUGGAGUACGAAUGCACAGAUGUGGAGAGAGACAGGUUUGAGAGCGCGGUGCAGAUCAAUAAGCUGCAGGACCUGGUGAACCGAAGUAAGCUGGCUCGCUGCAGAGGGAGGUUUGUCUGUCCCGUCAUCCUCUACAACGGCAAGCACAUCUGUCGCUCGUCCACUCUAGCAGGAUGGGGGGAGUUGUAUGGACGCACAGGCUACAACUACAUCUUCUCAGGGGGCAGCGAUGACACGUGGACCGAGUCUGAGGAGCUUCCAGAGGAUGACAGUGCAGUCAGGAACGGGGACUCCCAACUCUUUGACAAGGUUCGAGGCCACGACAUUAAGCUGCUACGCUACCUCUCUGUCCGCUACAUCUGUGACCUCAUGGUGGAGAACAAGAAGGUUAAGUUUGGCCUAAAUGUCACGUCCUCUGAGAAGGCGGACAAGGUCCAACGCUAUGCAGACUUCACCCUACUCUCUGUGCCUUACCCAGGUUGUGAGUUUUUUAAAGACUACAAAGACAGAGACUACACAGCAGAGGGUCUAGUGUUCAACUGGAAGCAGGACUAUGUGGACGCUCCUCUGACAAUCCCUACGAGCUUCACUCACAACCUCAACAUUGACUGGACUCGAUACCAGUCGUGGGACCUGGUGGAGCAGACCCAGAACUACCUGAAGCUGCUGCUCCACAUCAUCAACAGUGAUGAUGAGAGCGGUCUCCUGGUGCACUGUAUAUCGGGCUGGGACCGUACGCCUCUGUUUGUGUCCCUUCAGCUCUCCCUGUGGGCAGAUGGCGCCGUGCACGCCAACCUGGAGCCCGCCCAGAUCCUGUAUCUGACCAUUGCUUACGACUGGUUCCUCUUUGGUCACAUGCUGCCAGAUCGACUCUCCAAAGGGGAGGAGAUUUUCUUUUUUUGCUUCAAUUUUUUGAAGCACAUUGUCUCAGAGAAGUUCUCAGCUGUGAAGAAACAAAGAAGGAAGAACUCACACUUGAGAGACAGUGAUUUCACUGUGGAAGAUCUCUGCCAGUUGAAACCCAAGGACCGCGGCAGUGUGACCAGUCUGAGCAGCGACUUCUCCCUUAUCACUGAAGAGGCGGGCGCUGCCUCCAGCCUCACCAGCGACACUGUGGACCUGUUCCCCAGCCAACCCCAGACCUCCAGCUGGAGAAAAGGCCCUGCCUCCUCUCCUCAGAUGGUUGUUUGGAAUAAAGCCCACCCUCUGGACGAGCACUUCUCCCAUCCACUCACUGAGGCCAGGUCUUCCAGCUCCUCCUCCUCCAACCAAUCGGAACACGGCGCCACUCGCAUUGGCAGCAGCCCAUUGGCUGUCCCUGGAAGAAGGUUAGCAGCAGACUACACUCGGUCAGGUUCCUCACUCUCCACAGAGUAUGGCAGUUGGCAGAUAGUUUCGGGUUGUGGCAGCAUCCAUGACCAUGCUCACUUCCCUCCCCCUCUGGCUUCAGCCUUCUCCAGCUCGUCUGCUGUGGCUGCUGCCUACGACUGCCCUCUGCCCUUCAGUUUUCAGGAUGAAGGACCCAGUGGACGCAUGUGUCCCCUCCCCUCUGAGCGUCAGGCCCGUCUGGAGGCGGUGCGGGAAGUCUUCCUGGCUGCCUACAGCUCCACUGUUGGCCUCAAGUCGUCGGCACCCAGCCCCUCUGGCGCCAUAACCGGUCUGCUGGAGCAGUUUGCCCGUGGGGUUGGCCUCCGGGGCACCAGCACCAUCGUCUGACCCUCUCAAUGUGACUUCAGACCGUCCUCCUGCUUCCAUCCAUCCAUCUAUCCAUCCACAGUCGACGCAGCAUGCCUGGACUGGAGGACAAUAAAGUGCCAAACCUCUCUGUUGAAUUGUGAAGCAUUGAUUUUUACCUAUUUGAUUUUGGUUUUCAAACCUUACAUGCUUAGACAAGUCGUAUUCAGGGACGGAAAUGGUUUCAGCCACAGUAUCAAAAAGGGAUAUAAAGAAGGUUUUCUAACUGCUGAAAUGUAUAUGGCUGAAUAUGGGGUCUGUCCCUGUAACAGGCAGAAUAGAACCAAUUCUUCCCUCCACUGUUCUUCAUCACCUGUUUCUAAUUUUCAAAACUCCCAUCAGAGUCCUUGCAGUGAUUGUCCCGUGUGCAGGCAGCAAUGUGUUCUUAGUUCUCUUGUGCUGUGCUGCUACGCAUUACUGAUCUGAGCCGAGGGAUUUUGUUGGACUGGAUUUGAAAGAUUAGAUAAAUCCAGCCCUACAACCAAGCUUUUUUGUGGUUUACAGCUUUGAUAGCUAAUAUGAGGCUCAGGCAGUUUAAAGGGCCAGUGCUUUGUCCUGGUCUUGCAUCAUAUUCUGUGACUCAAAUAGGAAUUCUCAGUUUUGGCAAGACCCCUCAAGAUUAAGGGUUCACUGUGCUAAUCCAUAAAACAUAUCGUCUGACCAAAUCAAAAGGCCACUCCUGAAGCCUCAAAACGUGGUCCAACCUGAAGGUUGGGAGAAAAGCUAGUAUGGACUAGGCAUGGGCCGGUAUACGAUUCUGACGGUAUGAUUACCUUCAGCCAAAAUUUUACUGUAUUUGUUUUUCCCCCAAUGAACACAAUGCAUUGUAUUUUUUAAUCCCACUGCCCACUGGCAGGGAGAGGUAUUACUAAACUGCCCUUUAGCUCCUCAAUCGCUCAUCAAAAACAGCUCAUUCCUUAGGAACGGUAUGAACGUUUUUUCACACUGCGUUAUGCCUUGAGACCGGUAACUUGCCCAUGCAUAGUGUGGACAGAAGGGACAAUUACAGCCACCUGUGUGGAAGUUGGGCAGCCUAUCCUUUAACUAGAUCACUUUCAAGUUCUGUGAUAUUUUAUUUCAUUUUCAUAAAAUAAGUUUUGAUGAUUCAACAUGGACAGGAACAGUUCCUGAAUGGCCUCACAUAGCAGCGUUUGAAGAUCGUAACCCAGGAAACAAAGCAAUCCUAGCUGUCAUUUAACCUCCCCAGUCAUUUCUUCUUCAGUAGCACUGACAUGGUAGCACAAGCCAUUGAGCCUGGUGGUAGGCGGUCUGUUAACCGGAGGCCUUUUUCAGUGUUUCAGGAGUCCGAUGAAUUGAGGUCCACGGGACUCCCGCCAGUGCUGAGCUUUCUGCCCAGCUAGGAUAACACCAAGCUCGCUCAAAAAACGUGUGCUGCCUUCUUUCAGGUCACACUAGGACAAAUAUUUCUAGCUGAAGUACUUUUGGGGUAGAUUCACAAGUCAUUUUUAUGUUCUUUUCUGUUCUGUUGAGAUUUUAUUUGAACUAGCUGGUUGGUGUUGCCAAACGGUUUGGACGGCUGCUGUACCUCAGGACGUUUUGUUGUGCCUUUUUUAUCUUCAGUAACGCUGGGUCAGAUCUCUAAUUCUUCUGAUCCAGUUUCAGGUGCAUUUCUGUUUUUCAAAGGGUGUAAGAGCUCGACAAGAUGAGGUCGAUGUAAUGAUGAGCAAAAUUUUCAUGUAUGUUUUUAAAAAAGCCUUUAGGAGAAGAGGAUAUCAUUGGUUUAAGGAAUAAUUGAAUUAGAAAUUUUGCAUUUAUUCACUUUCUUUCUAAAAAGUGAUAGCGUAGCUCGGUUUUAAAGUUUAGAGUCUGUUUAAAUGUGCAUACCAACACCUCAAAAGCUUAUAUAUACACGUGCAUAAGUGAGAACUCGAUUUUCACGUCUUACUCUUAGAAAGAAUUUGAAUAAGCACAUUUCCUAAACUGUUCAACUGUUGUUUCAACUUGCAGAAUUUAGUGUUCUGCUUGCCAAAUAUAAGCCAAAUUCUGCUUUGUUUGUACCGAAACACAUUCGCUAAGAUGUUUUUAAACCACAGGAGGUGUCAUCCUUUUGUUUAUGAGCAUGUGGUUCAUGUAUAAUCUCUCUGCAUGGGCUGUCGGAAUGCUUCCAUGUUGUGCACUCAUUGACACAAUCUGUCUAAAGCAUGGCCUCGGCUCUGUCUCGAGCUUUCAAGCUUUCUUAUUAAGAUAUAUUUCCUGAGAAGGAGGUCUAGCUCAGUCCAGGUUUCAUGUCAUUUGUUUUUAUUUUGGCAUCAUGCCAUCCAUUCUGUCUGGCUGUAGCUGUUAAGCAGCCGAUCACAGGACCCUUGCCAUUACAUUUUCACAUUGCUGAAAAUAGUCAUUGUAAGAAUUUCUCAUCCUGGUUUACUUUAGAUAUUUGUCACAUUUUCACUCACUGGUUUAGUAUGACAUCCUCCAAGUUUAUCUCCAUACAGCAUACAAUGUCUUACAAACUUUUAUUUCAGGAUCUGAUUAAAAUGCUGGAUUGCACUCGUCCCGGGGUUCUCUGUGUAAAGACUACUUCUUUGUAGAGUUGAUGCUUUUUUAAGUAAUUCUACUUUUGUUUUUUUUCCGUUAUAAAAUGCUUUUAAUUGUUGGCAGACGAUGAGCCACAAUGAAAGAUGAAUGGAGCAGCGAAUAAACAAGAAAACACA
Molecule: messenger RNA, 5371 nt
Organism: Etheostoma spectabile (orangethroat darter)
Lineage: Eukaryota; Metazoa; Chordata; Actinopteri; Perciformes; Percidae
Gene: mtmr14
Product: myotubularin related protein 14
Biological process (GO): dephosphorylation
Molecular function (GO): phosphatidylinositol-3-phosphate phosphatase activity
Source: RefSeq, a predicted model, not a curated record